AUGAUCCGCAUAACCGUGGCCCUGAUGAGCGGGAGAGCAGUGGACUUGGAGGUGGUCCGCAACAUACCCCUCGGAGAGCUGUCUCGGAGAGCUCAAUUUUUACUUGGGGUGCGGGGCAGGUUACUCAGCCCUGGUGGUGGUGACCUGCACGGAGACACGACUUUGGUCCAGGCUGGCGUUCAGAGUGGCGAUAUUCUAACGUUGCACACUCGGCCGGUGUACCUGGCGGCGGCCGACAGCGCGUUCUCGGCCAUCCUUUCGGAUGGGACCAUCGUCAGCUGGGGCUACCCGGGGAAUGGUGGGGACUGUCGUUCUGCGAGUGCGCACUUGCGAAACGUCCAGCAAGUUCAAGCGAGCCAAUUUGCCUUCGCUGCUCUGCGGGGCGAUGGUUCCGUCGUGACAUGGGGGAAUUCGGCUUGUGGUGGAAACUGCAGCAAGGUCGCGUGCCAGCUCAAGCAAGUUCGCGAGGUCCAAGCGACUUCCCUAGCCUUCGCUGCGAUUCUGCGUGAUGGGUCCGUUGUAACCUGGGGAAAUGCUGACUACGGUGGCGACAGCAGUGAGGUUCAAGAUCUUCUGCAAGAUGUGCGAGAGAUUCAAGCAAGCGAGGCUGCAUUUGCUGCCAUCCUGGCAAACGGAGAAGUGGUGACUUGGGGUUGGGCUGGGUAUGGCGGCGACAGCCAGGCGGUCCACGGGCAGCUCAAGGAUGUGCAGAGAAUACAAGCUGCACAGAAUGCCUUCGCUGCCAUCUCUAAGGAUGGCUCCGUCGUGACCUGGGGGAAUCCCAGCCGCGGUGGUGACAGUAGGUCUGUCCUGGAACAGCUGAGUCGCGUGACGCACAUUCAAGCUAGCGAGUCUGCCUUUGCCGCUCUGCGGGAGGAUGGAAGUGUGGUGACUUGGGGGCAUGAUGGAUACGGUGCCGACAGCAGUGCGAUCCGAUAUCAGUUGGUAGACGUGCGGGAGAUUCAGGCGACUGCUUCUGCAUUCGCAGCUCUGAGACACGAUGGUUCCGUUGUAACUUGGGGCAACCCCGAAAAUGGAGGGUGCAGCGAAGAGGUCAAGUCUGAGCUGACGGAUGUCCAUGCUAUUCAGGCUACAAACUUCGCUUUUGCUGCUGUUCGCACGGAUGGUUCUGUCGUGACCUGGGGUAAUCCAUCCCGGGGCGGAGAUAGCAAAGAUGUUCAUGAACAGCUGCAGCAUGUACAGCAGAUCCAAGCUAGCGCUGGUGCUUUUGCUGCUAUCCUGGCUGAUGGGUCUGUCGUGACUUGGGGCCACUCGAGCUGCGGAGGUGACAGCACGUCCGUUCGGAAGCAGUUGAACAACGUGCAGCAAGUACAAGCCUCACGCUUUGCCUUUGCUGCUGUUCUGGAUGACGCAUCAGUCGUCACCUGGGGUGCAGCAGGCGGUGGCGGUGACAGCAGUGCCGUGCGUGAGGAUCUGGCAGGUCUUGCCAUGAUGUUCAGCCUGAAGAAUCGAUAA
This is a messenger RNA of Symbiodinium necroappetens, 1476 nucleotides long. Lineage: Eukaryota; Dinophyceae; Suessiales; Symbiodiniaceae. The record is from the annotation of a GenBank genome assembly.